CCCCCGCACCCAGGACCUCCACCCCCAAAUCCCCGGGAUCCCAAACCCACCCUCAAACCUGGGUGUGAAACAGAGGGAGCCUGCUCCCCGGCAAUCACGAGCCUGCAAGCCGGUCUACCUUGCUCUCCUCCGGAUUAAUCUCCGAGAGGCAUUGGGGAAGGAGGCGGGAGAUAGACAAGGAGAGAGAGACUGAGUCUCUCUGAAACCGAACCCCCGAACUCGCAGCCUGACAAUAAAAGCCGCUGCAGGAGUUGGGUUGAUCCACAUUUACAGCAGAAUGUAAACAAUCUUGGUCUGGAAGGAUGUCCCCGCGUCAGUUUCCAGCUGAUUGGGAAUUUCCUGGCUGCGGAAAUUGACCUGUGAAAUUCCAGGAGACUGGAGAGAGAAAGAGGUCGCUCCAUCUCCGUACUGCUGCAAACAUGGGUUACUGUGGCAGGAAAACUAAAACUUUGGUCUCCACUUGUGUGAUCCUGAGCGGAGUCAGCAAUCUGCUGUGCCUCAUCUAUGUCGGCUGGAUGACCAACUACCAGGGCAGCGGAUACAUCAAAGUGCAGCCGCCCUUACCUGAACUUAAACUGGGAGAGGACAAGAGGGAGAACCAAAGGCUGAGGGAAAGGUUAGAUCGACUGGAGAGCGUUGUAAAUCAACACCUACAAGAUCUGUUCAAAGUCUGCCUCAUUUGGCACAGUGACAGAGCCAUACAACACAAUGGAGGAUAUGCUCAAUGUGAGGACUGGACUUCACCUUCACAAGCAGAGGUUCCACAGAAGCUAGAGGAGAACAUAGCUGCUGAUGCCUUUACUGAUUCCUUACUCUUCACUCACUGGGGCCACGACCUUUCCCCUGAAAAUCGGAGGGUCGCUUUGAAGAAGUUCCAAUACUAUGGCUACAAUAGCUACCUCAGCGACCGGCUGCCAUUGGACAGGUCCAUCCCUGACCUUCGACCUGAUGGAUGCAACAACCUCACCUACCCAGUGAACCUCCCUCAAAUCAGCGUGGUCUUUAUCUUUGUUAAUGAAGCUCCUUCUGUUGUUCUACGGUCUAUGCACUCAGUGAUAUCUAAAACCCCAGCUCACCUUCUCAAGGAGAUUGUGCUAGUCGAUGACCACAGUAACAAUGAUGAACUCAAAGAGAAAUUGCAAGCUUACAUUGAUGAAACAAACACACGUCAGCCAGGCUUUGUAAAGGUGAUCAGACACACAAAGCAAGAAGGGUUAAUCCGAUCACGGGUCAGUGGCUGGAGAGCAGCGACAGCUCCUGUUGUUGCUCUCUUUGACGCACAUGUUGAAUUCAAUGUUCAAUGGGCUGAGCCAAUACUCUCAAGAAUAAAGGAAGACAGAACACGUAUCAUAUCUCCUUCCUUUGAUAAUAUCAAGUAUGAUAAUUUUGAGAUUGAAGAGUAUCCGCUAUCGGCCCAAGGUUUUGACUGGGAAUUAUGGUGUCGUUACUUAAAUCCUCCCAAAGAAUGGUGGACUCUGGGAAAUGUGACUGCUCCGAUCAGAAGCCCUGCACUGAUUGGAUGUUUUGUGGUAGACAGACUAUACUUUGAGGAGAUUGGCUUACUGGAUGAAGGCAUGGAGAUCUAUGGAGGGGAGAACGUGGAACUCAGUGUCAGGGUCUGGCAGUGUGGGGGCAGUGUUGAGGUUCUCCCUUGUUCCAGACUCGCUCAUAUUGAGAGAGCUCACAAGCCCUACACUGAGGAUCUGACUGUGCAUGUCCGUAGAAAUGCACUGAGAGUAGCAGAGGUGUGGAUGGACGAGUUCAGAAGUCAUGUCUACAUGGCCUGGAGCAUUCCGAUUGAGAAUUCAGGGAUUGAUAUUGGAGACAUUUCAGACAGAAAAGCUCUGAGGCAGCGAUUACAGUGCAAGAGCUUUGGAUGGUAUCUACACAAUGUGUACCCCGAGAUGAGAACAUACAUGGAUACAGUGGCCUAUGGUAUGCUCAAAAAUGCCUUGAAAAAUGAUUUGUGCCUUGAUCGGGGACCGGACACGGACAAUAUUCCAAUUAUGUAUGUUUGCCAUGGAAUGGUGUCACAGAAUGUUUACUACCUGAGCAACCAGCAGAUCCGUGUGGGGAUACUGAGUCCCACUAUUGAUGACGAUGACAACAAGUGCCUGGUGGAUGUGAACAACAAGCCUAGACUGAUUGAGUGCAGUUACGCUAAAGCAAAGCGCAUGAAGCUUUACUGGCUCUUUACUCAGGGUGGUUCGAUACAGAACAGAAAAUCUAAGCGGUGCCUGGAGCUUCAAGGAAGUCCUGACAAUGACUUUGGGUUCAAACCUAUACUUCAGAAGUGUAGUGGCCAACGCUGGACCAUCAGUAGUGUCUUAAAGAAGACAUCCUCUUAAUGAACCUUUGCUCCUUCCACCCCUUGUUCUCAUUCUCUCCAUGCUACUGUGUAGCACAAUUUUGCAAAUUUCUGUUGUACAUUUCUUUCAUGUCUCAGGUUUGUGUAUGGGUAAAGAGGAAUUUCUUUUUCAUAAUUUAGAAUUAAGUUGUACAUGAUUUGCAGAUAAUUGUUUGUCGGAAGGAUCAAGCUGGAGACAAAAUAGUUAAAUAUUUUCUAUGUGUAAAUAGACACAUGACAAAUGGACAAUAUUUAUAAUGGGUAUCAUGUUAGUAUGUAUUGAUGUAAAACAUCUGUUUUAAUGUGGGUGAGUGAAUAGUUUGGUGAAGUGACCCCAUUCGUCAAAUCAGUGACAUCUAGCCAAUAAAACCCAUGUAGGUGUAAAAAUCUCUCCAAUAAAUUCUUCUCUCGUCUAGUUUGAGCUCAAAUGAAAAUUGUUGAUUUUUGAUGCAGGAAAAAUGACAAUAAAAUGCUA
This is a messenger RNA of Stegostoma tigrinum, 2822 nucleotides long. RefSeq names its product polypeptide N-acetylgalactosaminyltransferase 18-like. NCBI's taxonomy places the organism in Eukaryota, Metazoa, Chordata, Chondrichthyes, Orectolobiformes, Stegostomatidae. Gene Ontology annotation, cellular component: Golgi apparatus. The transcript has 12 exons. The record is from RefSeq and is a predicted model, not a curated record. The coding region runs from base 420 to 2348 and encodes 642 amino acids.